AUGCCGGGCAGUGUCCCAAGAGUGGAGAUCAGCGGGGCAUUGGGCGGUGCUGGAGGUGGAGGCGACGCCGAUUGGGCGUUGGGCUACGCAGGAGACAGUGGUUGCACUAGAGGUGGAGGUGGCACCGACGGGGCGUUAGGCUACAUAGGAGGUAGUUGCGGCGCUGAUGAGGUGCGGGCCAGAAUGGGCAAUGUCCAACUUGGACCUGGUAACCUUGGGAGGCGCACGAGCGUAAGGAGAGGCAUUGCCCUAGGCGUACUUGACUGCGCCGAGGCCGAAGAGAGAGGGGGCAACGCCUUGGUCAGCUUGGGCGAGGCCAUAGACCAUGGUGGUUGUGAUGCUACUAACGAUGAAGGAGAUGUCGCAGGGGACAUGCUGGGUGGCGCCCUAGGUCUUGGCGCAGAGGGGCAGAGUGACUUAGGUAGACAAAUUUUAAGUGGUAGAUUGUCAAGUGCUCAUUCCGACAGAAGCAUGGCAAGACAGGCCUCCCAACUAGGAAAGAAAAGACACAGGUGGGGCAUCGGUCAUGAUUGA
Molecule: messenger RNA, 534 nt
Organism: Ilex paraguariensis (yerba mate)
Lineage: Eukaryota; Viridiplantae; Streptophyta; Magnoliopsida; Aquifoliales; Aquifoliaceae
Source: the annotation of a GenBank genome assembly